CUCCCAUCGAGGGCGCCUGGCCCGGCUGGGAGCUCUGGUUGCGCUGCACGGGCGUACUGUACACUACCUGUAAUAAGGUGUUGCUGUAGUAGUAGGUUGGUAUCAGUUGGGUCGGUGGCUUGCCCGGCUGGCGUGAAGCGGGCAUGCAAUAACGCAAUUCGCACCUGCCGCUGCCGCUGCCGUUGCCGGAGCUGGUGUCCCAGGGGACGAACGGACGGGGUGGUUCAUCUUGUCCAUGUCUCUCCUCCUCCUCCUCCUCCUCCUCCCCUCCCCUUCAGCCGCUCGAAUCCUCCCCUUCUUCUUCCAUUCCAUACUAUUGGGCGCGUCGCAGCAGUAGUACCUCUUGACGACGACGACGACGACGAGCCUACGAUUCGUCCUCUAAGCCCGUCUUCCCACCACCGACACCGCAACAAUGUCUGACCUGAGCAAGAACUUUGAGACGCUGCAGCUCCACGCGGGCGCGCAGCCUGAUCCCACGACCAAGUCUCGUGCUGUGCCCAUCUACGCGACUACGAGCUACACCUUCAAUGACUCGGCCCACGGGGCGAGGCUCUUUGGCCUCAAGGAGUUUGGCAACAUCUACAGCCGCAUCAUGAACCCCACCGUCGACGUCUUUGAGAAGCGCAUCGCGGCGCUCGAGGGCGGCGUCGCCGCUCUCGCCGCCGCGUCUGGCCAGGGUGCCCAGUUCAUCGCCAUAAACACGCUCGCCCAUGCCGGUGACAACAUCGUCUCCACAUCUAACCUCUACGGCGGCACCUACAACCAGUUUAAGGUCUUCCUCCCGCGCCUAGGCAUCCAGACCAAGUUCGUCGACGGCGACAAGCCCGAGGACAUCGCCGCUGCCAUCGACGAAAAGACCAAGGCCGUCUACGUCGAGAGCAUUGGCAACCCGCGCUACAACGUCCCCGACCUCGAGGCCAUCGCAAAGGUCGCCCACGAUGCCGGCGUGCCCCUCGUCGUCGACAACACCUUUGGCGCCGGCGGCUACUUCAUCCGCCCCAUCGACCACGGCGCCGAUAUCGUCGUCCACUCGGCCACCAAGUGGAUCGGCGGCCACGGCACCACCAUUGGCGGCGUCAUCGUCGACUCGGGCAAGUUCGACUGGGGAAAGCACGCCAAGCGCUUCCCCCAGUUCGUCGAGCCCUCCGAGGGCUACCACGGCCUCAAGUUCUGGGACACCUUUGGCGCCAUCUCCUUCAUCAUCCGCGCCCGCGUCGAGAUCCUGCGCGACCUGGGCGCCGCCCUCAACCCCUUCGCCGCCCAGCAGCUGCUCCUCGGCAUCGAGACGCUCAGCCUGCGCGCCGAGCGCCACGCCACCAACGCCCUCGCCCUCGCAAAGUACCUCGAGAAGAGCCCCUACGUGAGCUGGGUCUCAUACCCGGGCCUUGAGAGCCAUCCCUACCAUGAGGCCGCCAAGAAGUACCUCAAGAAGGGUUCCGGCGGCGUCCUGAGCUUCGGCGUCAAGGGCGGCGCCGAUGCGGGCAGCCAGGUUGUUGACGGCUUCAAGCUCAUCUCCAACCUGGCCAACGUUGGCGAUGCCAAGACGCUCGCCAUUCACCCUUGGACAACGACGCACGAGCAGCUCUCGGACGAGGAAAAGGCCAGCUCCGGCGUCACGCAGGACCUGAUCCGCAUCUCGGUCGGCAUUGAGCACAUCGACGACAUCAUCGCCGACUUCGAGCAGUCCUUCAAGGCGGCGUCGUCGGCAACCACCUCUGGCAACGGAUCCAAGCCUGCCGAGGUGACGUCCAAGGACCAUGCCGAGGCGCCCGUGGCCCCCUAGAUGUAUGGGCAUGGCGACGCUGUGAUGACAGAUGAGCGUUGGGAGGCUGUUCGAAUACCCAUGAUGACCCGAAUAAAUGAAUGAAAG
This is a messenger RNA of Purpureocillium takamizusanense, 1873 nucleotides long. Its product is annotated as Adenosylmethionine cyclotransferase. The record is from RefSeq and is a predicted model, not a curated record. NCBI's taxonomy places the organism in Eukaryota, Fungi, Ascomycota, Sordariomycetes, Hypocreales, Ophiocordycipitaceae. The transcript is spliced from 5 exons. Gene Ontology annotation, biological process: transsulfuration. The coding region runs from base 416 to 1786 and encodes 456 amino acids. Gene Ontology annotation, molecular function: pyridoxal phosphate binding; transferase activity, transferring alkyl or aryl (other than methyl) groups.